Molecule: messenger RNA, 1389 nt
Organism: Penicillium antarcticum
Lineage: Eukaryota; Fungi; Ascomycota; Eurotiomycetes; Eurotiales; Aspergillaceae
Product: NAD(P)/FAD-dependent oxidoreductase
Exons: 4
Coding region: 1-1389 (462 amino acids)
Cellular component (GO): cytoplasm
Molecular function (GO): oxidoreductase activity
Source: RefSeq, a predicted model, not a curated record
AUGGCGAAACAUAUCCCCGUUCCAAAUGGCAUGGCAUCAUUCUGGAGAACGGAGCCACACCCACUUGAUAGCCACCGAUCUACUGACUUCCUCCCUCAAGAGUCUGAUAUCGUCAUUGUUGGAGCUGGGUAUGCGGGGUCUUCGGUCGCGCAUCAUAUCCUUGCCCAGACUCCGGUUGGGGUCAAGCCACCGUCGAUUGUGAUUUUGGAGGCGCGUCAGGCUUGUUCUGGUGCUACUGGUCGCAAUGGUGGUCACAUAAAGCCAGAUCUCUACAAUGGCAUCGCUGGCUUAGCUUCUGAAUAUGGUGUUGAUGCUGCCGCGGAAGUUGCAGCCUUUGAAGCCAAGCAUGUCUGGUUCCUCAAGGAAUUUAUUGACAGAGAAAAGAUCGACUGUGACUAUUCUGUUACAAAGGCUAUUGAUGUUCAACUCAGUGCAGUUCACACUAAAAGACUCAAGGAUGGGUAUGAGAAGUUAAUCAAAGAGGGAUGUGCCCCGACCACCACGGCUAAAUAUUUUGAUGCCAAUCAGGCAGAGAAGUACUCGGGAGUCAAAGGGGCAAAGGGCUGUUUCACAUACGAUGCAGGCCACAUUUGGCCAUACAAAUUUGUUUUGCAUCUCCUAGAGAAGGCGAUUGCCCAAGGAGUGAACCUGCAGACGCAUACCCCAGUAUCUGAAAUUACCGAGUCCAAUUCUCCGGGGUCAAGCCAUCGCUGGACAGUAAAGUCUGUCCGAGGCUGCAUUUCAGCCAAAACCGUUGUUCUGGCAACAAAUGCAUACACUUCCACCCUGGUUCCCGAAUACAGGGACAAGAUCAUCCCAGUACGAGGAACUUGUAGCCGAAUUAUCGUUCCACCAGGUACAACUGCCCCUCGGCUAACCAACACUUAUACUCUUCGUUGGAACAACUGGAACUACGACUACCUCAUUCCCCGUGCCGAUGGUAGUAUUGUCGUUGGAGGAGCCCGACCGACCUUUAUCGAUGAUCUGGAUAGCUGGUAUAAUGUCAGCGAUGAUAGCCGGGUACUCGAACCAGCUGUUCGCUACUGGGAUAACUAUAUGCAGCGCAAUUUCAUUGGCUGGGAGAAUAGUAAUGCUUACACUGACAGAGUGUGGACGGGAAUCAUGGGGUACUCAUUUGAUGGCUUACCACAUGUUGGCCCUGUUCCCGGACAGCAGGAUAAGUAUAUCAUUGCGGGUUUCACGGGACAUGGAAUGCCUCAGAUCUUCCUUGCAGCUGAGGGCGUGGCAAAGAUGGUUCUCAAUGACGUUAGAUAUGGGCAAACUGGGUUACCGCGGCUGUUUGAAUCUACUUCAGCUCGGUUGGAGACUCGGAAAAACAAGACCUUUGCUAGUACUCCUGAAGGUGGGAAGCCAGAGGCUCGUUUGUAG